AAAGAGUGGGGCGUUCAUAUUUAACGUCGGGAUCGACAUUUUGCAUUGUUUACUCAAAGAAAGCCACAUUGCUAUGUAACGGUUCACACGAAUCAAGUACAAUUUGCUGAUUUACCAGGCGUUAGCAAUAAUUUAAUAAACAGACCAUGUCAGAGUUUGAGGUGAAGACAGUACUACCCAGCACCAGAGAUCCAGGAUCCGAUCAGAGAGAAGAAUCUACUGAAGAAAAGUUGACCUUUGACAUUUCUGCCCUUGAGGGAGAAGGUCAUCAACACAAAGAAACAGUAAAGGGGGAAAGGAAAGCUUUUUCAUUCCAUUCACAUAUUCAAUGCGAUGGUCAAAACAGUAAUAGUGCUAAAGACAUUCAAACGGAGAAAUUAAUAAAGCACAACAAUAAUCAAGAAAGUAAAAAGGUUCAUGAAUGUAACUUCUGUAAAAAAACUUUCAGCUCAAGUAACCUACGUAGACACAUGAGGACACAUACAGGUGAUAAACCUAAUAAAUGCAGUGUGUGUGGGAAAGCAUUCACCGAUUCAUGCUCCUUAAAGAUACACAUGAGGAUACAUACAGGUGAUAAACCUUAUAAUUGUGAAGUGUGUGGAAAGACCUUUGGCCAUUCACAAAACUUCAAGAAACACAUGACGACACAUACAGGUUUAAAGCCCUAUAAGUGCGAUGUAUGUGGGAAAGCAUUCAACGACUCACAUCACUUACAGAGACACAUGCGGACACAUACAGGUGAAACACCAUAUAAAUGUGAUGUAUGUGGGAAGGAAUUCAACCAGUCACAGCUGAUAAAAAGUCACAUGAGGACGCAUACAGGUGAUAAACCUUACACAUGUAAUGUGUGUGGGAAGGCAUUCAGCCAUUCACAAAACUUACAGAGACACAUGAGGACACAUACAGGUGAUAAACCUUUUAAAUGUGAUGUAUGUGGAAAGACCUUUGGCCAGUCGCAAACCUUAAAGACCCACAUGAGGACACAUACAGGUGAAACACCAUAUAAAUGUGAUGUGUGUGGAAAAGAAUUCAAGGAAUCACAAAACAUAAAGAGUCACAUGAGGACGCAUACAGGUGAUAAAUCUUACAAAUGUAAUUUGUGUGAGAAGGCAUUCAAUUGGUUACCGAACUUAAAGAGCCACAUGAGGACACAUACAGGUGAUAAACCUUACAAAUGUGAUGUGUGUGGGAAGGAAUUCAACGACUUACAAAACAUAAAGAAACACAUGAGGACUCAUACGGGUGAUAAACCUUACAAAUGUAAUGUGUGUGGGAAGGCAUUCAAUCGGUUACAGAACUUACAGAGUCACAUGAGGACACAUACAGGUGAUAAACCUUACAAAUGUGAUGUGUGUGGGAAGGCAGUUAGUCAGUUACAUAGCCUAAAGAGUCACAUGAGGAUACAUACAGGUGAAACACCAUAUAAAUGUGAUGUAUGUGGGAAGGAAUUCAAGCAGUCACAACACAAAAAAAGACAUAUGAGGACGCAUACAUGUGAUCAGCCUACAAAUGUAUUGUGUGUGGGAAGCAGUCAGCCAUUCAAAUAGUUUAAAGAAACACAUGAGGACACAUGCAGAUGAAAAGCCUU
Molecule: messenger RNA, 1588 nt
Organism: Saccostrea cuccullata (small rock oyster)
Lineage: Eukaryota; Metazoa; Mollusca; Bivalvia; Ostreida; Ostreidae
Product: zinc finger protein OZF-like
Exons: 4
Coding region: 147-1547 (466 amino acids)
Biological process (GO): regulation of transcription by RNA polymerase II
Cellular component (GO): nucleoplasm
Molecular function (GO): RNA polymerase II cis-regulatory region sequence-specific DNA binding; DNA-binding transcription repressor activity, RNA polymerase II-specific
Source: RefSeq, a predicted model, not a curated record